CGUUCGGCGAAUCAUCAUAGCUGAAUUUGAAGUCGCUAACUGAGCAACAGUAUGGAGUACGGCGAGGACCAGAUACUUUCAUUUUAAUAGUAUUUUGGCAUCAAUUGUUAUAACCGAACAAGAAAAGUUUGAAUGUCAAGAUCCGGGCAGAGAAACUAACUAAGCUUUCCAGCUACAGUGAGCGCGAGAGGUUAGCCAGCUAGGGAAAUGAAUUGGGUUGUUUCGGGUCUUACAUAAAAACAGGUAACGUGAAAUUGCACUCGGAACUUUGCUCCACAGAACGUUACUCCCAGGAAACCGUCCUUUUGCCUUCUAAUGACUUUUAAAGCCUGCCAACCUCCGAUGAAGGAUUUGAGUUGCCAACAAUGUUUAGCUGACUAGAAGUACAUACCUAGCGUUACUUGCUGUUAUUUGGGGAGGCGUUAUGCCGUGGUCAGCCAAACAAGAGGAUUGACUCGACGUUUAACGUGACUUCCUCAGUCCGUGAAUUACUGUACUGGUUUAUUCAGCAAAGCUGGGUAGGUAAAUAGGCAUUACAGUGCUGUAACACAGAGUCCGAAUAUAUCGGGUUUGAAAAACGGGAAGUCUACAUACAAACUAGUUUGACAUUUUAGCAAAUGAUUGGUGCGUAAUCUAUUCGGCUGUCGUGUAAUGAGGCCUCUUAAUAACCAGCUCUUCUCUUGGAAAACGACACGAAUCGUUCACUAUGGCACAUGCAACGUUAUAGUCUGACAUAUUUGGGAAGUCUACAUACAAACUAUUUUGAAAUUUUAGGAGUCACCAGUUUGGUGCGUAUUCAAUUCGGCUAUCGCGGAACGAGGCCUAACCAGCUCUUCUCUUGGAAGACGACAGGAGUCUUUCACGAUGGCACAUGUAACCUUAUAACGCGAGUCUGACGACGUUUGGUGAGAAGGAGUGUUUUUGAACACAGUUUGCUAUGUGUAAUAUUCCAAGAUGAACAUGGAGACAGUAAUCCAAUCUCACCAGUCGGCGCAGUUUGUCCACCCUGUAUACGACCCUGGAGCAGCGGGUAUAUGCCCUGAAAUGCUCGAGGUAGCAGAGGAAGCAAACCGGGCAGGUGACUACGACCUUGCAGCGGAGAUCUAUAGUUCUCAGCUGGCGGACCUCCAGCAUCCAGACCGGGGCCUCUGUUUGCGCAAAGCUGACGCUUUGGCCCAGACCGGGCGGAUAGCAGAGGCGCUUGACUCGUACUGCACCGCGGCCAACAUUGGCGAACUUCGGCCAGGCGAAUUGCAGCUUCUGGUUGAAAACAUAGCACGGACUCUUCGCGAGAAGGAGCUAACGUUAAACAUCAAUUCGAAGGCAACGAGUUGUCAUAAUAGUGGGAAUGGAAACGAUGGGGUUGAGGCCGAUGGGACGUUUGAGGAAGAACCCUUGGACUUGUUUUCAUGCCGCCUUUGUAGGUGUUUACUGUCAGAACCAACCACAUUGGAGUGCGGCCAUACGUUUUGCAAACAUUGUUUAGAAGAAGAAACUGUCAAAGACUGCAUACAAUGCAAACAUAAACUGAACAAAAAAGACGGACAGAUCCUGUCCAUUGGGUUUAGAGUAAACGUCAUUCUCAGUAGUUUGUUGGAUAAAUGUUUCGACUCUGAAAGUAAAGCCAGGAGACAUUGGAUAGAAGGUGAGGGCUCACGAAAGAAGCACGAUUACACCGAUGCCCUGGACAAAUACAACAAAGCCGUAGAACUGGCGCCAUCUAUAGGUAGGCUACUGGGACAGCGUGCUGAGCUGCACAUGGACAGUAGGAACUACAGCCAGGCCAUCCAGGACGCAGAGAGCUUGUGCAGACUCAAACCUCUCUGUCCAAAGGCCCACUACAUCAAGGCCUCAGCCCUGAGUAAAGCCAACUACAAUGAUGAGGCCUUAAAAGAGUACUUCAUGUGUGUAGCGCUCAAGCCUGAUUGGAUGACAGUGAAGCUGGAAGCUCAGAAGCUGCUUAGUGAGCUGUUCUCGUCAGCGUUUGAAAAGGACGGUCAGCCCACUCCCCUACAUCCCCUACAGGGUGGUCCCUCCACUCGCCGCCUCAAACCUCCCGCCCUGCUCAGCUCUCUACACCCCCUCACCACCCGACAGAGGCCUGGCUGCUCCUCUCAGGACCUAGCGUUUAUUGCAAGUAAGAGUUCUCCUCGCGAGGGUCCCUCCUACUCCUCCAAACACCCCCUAUCCCCCAGCAGUGAAGCUGAGAAGCCUCUGCUAGAAGACGCCAAGAGCCUGGCCAGUGUCCUGGCUGCCCUACCUGCCCCCCCAGGAGGCCUCAAGAGAAGACAUAGUGGGGACAGCCCAGCCUUCAACGCCCCCUCCAAACUGCCCAGACCAGAUGAAGCCUAUUCCUCCUCUCAACCUCCUGCUGCUUCCCCUGGGAGGAGGACAGUGGCUGCAGACCUGCUCGACAGUAGAGAUAUGGAGUGCUCCCUCUGUAUGAGGCUGUUCUAUGAGCCCGUCACCACCCCCUGUGGACACACCUUCUGCCUCAAGUGUCUGGAGCGCUGUCUGGACCACAACCCCAAUUGCCCUCUCUGCAAAGAGAACCUCUCAGAGUAUCUGGCCACUAGAGGGUACAACAAGACGUUGCUGAUGGAGGAGGUGCUGCAGCGUUACCUUGGAGAUGAGCUGGCGGAGAGGAAGAAGAUCCACGAGGAGGAGAUGAAGGAACUGUCGAACUUGAACCAGGAAGUGCCAAUCUUUGUGUGCACCAUGGCCUUCCCCACCAUCCCCUGUCCACUGCACGUCUUCGAACCAUGCUACCGCCUCAUGAUCCGCCGCUCCAUGGAGACCGGAACCAAGCGGUUUGGCAUGUGCAUCGCUGACGAGUUGAAGGGUUUCGCUGACUAUGGCUGCAUGCUGGAGGUCCGGGAUGUCAAGUUCUUCCCCGAUGGGAGGUCUGUGGUCGACACCAUUGGAGUGUCCCGCUUCAAAGUGCUGAGCCACGGUCAGAGAGACGGAUACAACACGGCCAAGAUUGAGUACCUGGAGGAUAAGAAGGUGGAGGGCCAGGAACUAUCAGAGAUGCAGAAGCUUUAUGUCUCUGUGUACGACCAGGCCAGUGGCUGGUUCACCUCCCUCAAAGAUAACAUGAAGAGCCAGAUAAUCAGCCACUUUGGACACUUGCCUGGGAAGGACCCUGACCCACAGAGUAAUCCCAGUGGUCCAGCUUGGGCUUGGUGGCUGUUGGCUGUGCUGCCUCUGGACAACCGUGCCCAGCUCACCAUCCUGGCCAUGCCCUCCCUCAAGGACCGCCUCAUCGCCAUCCGCAGGGUCCUUAUCUUCGUCACGCGCAAGAGACCCCGAUGACCGCUCAGCCGCCACCACAACUGCUAGGACCAUGCAUGGUCAUUCACUCGUUCAUUAAACCCACUCAUCAGACUUGAUAUGAGGGCAAUGUCUUUGACUCCCUUAGACAUUAGGGUUGACUGAAUUAUGUCACGGUAUCUCUCAGCUUCCUCUGUCCCCUCUCUUAGGGAGGGAAUAAGAGGUCAAGAUAAUAGAACUGGUGACUGUCAUGAUGCACCAGAACUAAGCUGACCACAUAACUGUGUCGAGUCCAUGAUGGUGUGACUUAUACAAUUUUCUUAAUAUUGUACAUUUAGUAUAAAAACAAAUAUUUAAAAAAGACCUGACACGUACCAAAAAAUAAUUUGUAUGACUGAAAAAUAAUACAAUACCGAUUGUAUUGGGUUGUCUUUAGUUUGGAUGUUAUGUUUCUGUUCAAUCCCUGCUGACUAUGGUGAGAGGCACAUGUAAGACCCAGAGAGAUAGAAACCACCAAAUGGAGUAGAAGGUCUACAUAUGAGAAUGUGCUCCUGUUUAAAUGGCUUUUCUGCACUCAUUUCUACAUGACUAGGGAAAUAGAUGCAGAACCUUAAGCCUGCGUCUUGCCCAGGCAUGUGCCUCAAUAGAGUGGUGAAGUAGUAGUGCAUCUGAAAGAAAGGCAAAAGAGUCCUGAAAUUGGUAUGUAUGUAAAUGUAAGAGAUUUGGGGUUAAACUCACUUAUUGGUAGACAUAAUCUAAAUUUAACUUUUUUUUACAUUUAUUUUUUACUUUCAGUAAAAUUAAGACAUUUAAAACAAUUUCCCUACUGUAACUUGACAUUGUUUAUGAACAUGUAAUCAAACUAUGAUAAUCUGAAUGAUAGUCCAAAACAACAAUGGUAAUGUAUGUACUGUAAGUGUCUCUGGGAAGGAAAUGAGGUUAAACUAUUCUGUUUCAUGUCUUGUUUCCCUUCUGCUAUGUAUAUGAUGUAUGGUCAAUGUGAAUUGGAUGAUUUAACUGUGAUUAUCAAUGUUAACUCUGAGGCCUUUACAAUGUCUUAUUUAAGUGUAAUUAUUUAGUUGUUUCUCCUGAUCUGUAUGAUGUGUAGCUCCUCUUUUGGCUGGUGUUAUAUGACUUGAUUUAUUUAUAAAAGAAGAUAUAGCAUUUUUUUCUGGAAUAAGAGAUGCCUGAGAUGUA
Molecule: messenger RNA, 4470 nt
Organism: Oncorhynchus tshawytscha (Chinook salmon)
Lineage: Eukaryota; Metazoa; Chordata; Actinopteri; Salmoniformes; Salmonidae
Product: LON peptidase N-terminal domain and RING finger protein 2
Exons: 10
Coding region: 955-3315 (786 amino acids)
Molecular function (GO): protein binding
Source: RefSeq, a predicted model, not a curated record